UUAAACACCAAAGAAGAGAAGAGGAAGCUCGCAGACGUCAGCAUGGCGGUGCUCCUUGAAACUACGCUGGGCGAUAUUGUUAUUGAUUUGUUUACAGAUGAACGACCGAAAACUUGCCUCAACUUCCUAAAGUUAUGCAAAAUAAAGCAUUACAACUACUGCCUCAUCCACAAUGUUCAGAGAGACUUCAUCAUGCAGACUGGAGAUCCUACUGGGACCGGAAGAGGAGGAGAAUCUGUCUAUAGCAAACUCUAUGGGGACCAAGCACGCUAUUUUGAUCGAGAGAAAGUACCACGCAUCAAACACAGGAAGAUGGGGACGGUGUCAAUGGUGAACAAUGGAAAUGACCAGCACGGUUCCCAGUUCCUCAUCACCACAGGCGAGAACUUGGACUAUUUGGACGGGGUCCAUACUGUGUUUGGGGAAGUGACCGAAGGCAUGGACGUCUUGGCCAAAAUAAACGAGACCUUUGUGGACAAGGACUUCAUCCCAUUUCAGGAUAUCAGAAUAAACCACACGGUCGUCCUCGAAGAUCCUUUUGAUGACCCUCCUGACUUGCCGGUGCCUGAUCGAUCACCGGAACCCACCAAAGAGCAACUAGAUAGUGGUCGAAUUGGAGCGGAUGAAGUCAUCGACGAUACCGACGGGAAAGCAGCCGAGGAGUUGGAGGAGAGGUUGAAGGAGAAGGAAGCCAAGACUCAGGCCAUCCUGCUGGAGAUGGUGGGCGACCUUCCUGACGCAGACAUGAGGCCUCCAGAGAACGUUCUGUUUGUGUGCAAACUGAACCCUGUGACCACAGACGAGGACCUGGAAAUUAUUUUUUCUCGGUUUGGGCUGAUUAAAAGCUGUGAAAUAAUCCGAGACUGGAAAAGUGGAGAUUCCCUUUGUUACGCGUUCAUUGAGUUUGAAAAGCAAGAAGAUUGUGAGAAGGCGUACUUCAAAAUGGACAAUGUGCUCAUUGAUGACCGCCGCAUUCAUGUAGACUUCAGUCAGUCGGUGUCAAAGAUCAAAUGGAAAGGGAAAGGUGGAAAGUACACUAAAGAUGACUUCAAAGCCUAUGAAAAGGACGUGGAAACCCGCUCUAAACUCACUCUCAAAGAUCAAGUGAAGCCCAAACAAGACUCCAAGUAUGACCUUCUGAUUGAGGAGGAGGAGGAAGAGGAGGCGACCAGCCAUAGACACUCUGAUAAGAAACACAAAGAAAAGAGGCACCACCAUCAUUCGGAGAGUGACAACAGGAAGUCCAAGAAGCACAAGGACGGUGAGGAUAACUCGCGAGAAAGAAAGAUGGGACGCCAGCGGUCUCGCUCUUUCUCAAGAUCCCGCUCCAGGGACAGGGACCACAAACACGGCAAGUCGCGGGACAAACAUGGAAAAGAUGGCCGGGACAAAAGCCACAGUCGCAAGGACAGGAGCCGCAGCCGCGAGUCAAAGAAGUCCAAGGAUAAGGAGAGGAGUAGACACAGAUGAGGGAGAAGGACACGCAAUGCUUCACUUAGACUUGUUGGAUAUUUUCAUUUUCUCUCGAUAUGUAGUCAGCAUGAAUUCACUUUUAAAUAUUCACAAGUCUAAAACUACCAGCUCCCUCUUAAACCCUCUUGACCUUUUGGAAAGUUUCUUUUUCACAUUGUCUUGUUGAAUAGGUUGAGAAAUGUUUUUUAAAUGUCCACAUAUUAAAAAAAAAAAGUCCCAAACAUG
Messenger RNA from Labrus bergylta (ballan wrasse), 1698 nucleotides. It is a transcript of the gene ppil4, whose product is annotated as peptidylprolyl isomerase (cyclophilin)-like 4. Gene Ontology annotation, cellular component: nucleus. The record is from RefSeq and is a predicted model, not a curated record. Gene Ontology annotation, molecular function: RNA binding; peptidyl-prolyl cis-trans isomerase activity. Lineage: Eukaryota; Metazoa; Chordata; Actinopteri; Labriformes; Labridae. Gene Ontology annotation, biological process: protein peptidyl-prolyl isomerization.